GCUGUUGGCAGCCUGCAUCUGUUAAUGCACAUUUUGUUUUUCAUUACAGGCUUUUGAACUCCAACUCUCUGGCGACUAUAAGGGAUGAUGCGUUCUCAGGCCUUCCACAUCUGGAGUACCUGUUCAUUGAGGGUAAUAAAAUUGAGACUGCAUCCAGAUUUGCCUUCAAAACACUGAGGGACCUGACUCACCUGUCUUUGGCAAACAACAACAUUAAAGCCUUGCCCAGGGACCUGUUCAGUGACCUGGACUCACUGAUUGAACUGGACCUGCGAGGCAAUGCUUUUGAGUGUGACUGCCGUGCUAAGUGGCUGAUGAUGUGGUUGAAGAACACCAACGCCACAGUAUCGGCAGUUGUGUGCGCUGGACCGGAGGACAUGAAGGACAAGUGCCUCAGUGAUAUGACCAGCCUGCACAAUGAGUGCAUCUCAACAGAUUUCAUCCUCCAUCAGUCUGUGAUGUCCGAGUCUCUGUCUGCUGACACGUUCAGUUAUAAAAACGAUGUUUAUGUGGCUAUUGCUGCUCCCAGUGCAGAGAGCUGUAUGGUUUUCCAAUGGGACCACAUAGAGAUGAACUUCAGGACCUAUGAUAACAUCACAGGUCAGUCCAUUGUGGGGUGCAAGUCAGUUGUCAUCCAGAGCCAGGUGUUUGUCAUCGUGGCUCAGCUCUUUGGUGGUUCCCACAUCUACAAGUUUGAUGAGGACCAGAGCAGGUUCAGCAAGUUCCAGGACAUUGAGGUGUCCAAGAUCUCCAAGCCUAACGACACUGAGGCAUUGCAGAUCAGUUCUGACUGGUUCUUUGUGAUCGCUGACAGUUCGAAGGCGGGCCUGUCCACCCUCUAUAAAUGGAACGAUAAGGGCUUUUAUUCAUACCAGUUGCUGCAUGAGUGGUACCGUGACACCGAUGCAGAGUUCUUGGACUUGGAUGGGAAGGUGCGUCUUAUUUUGGUGAGCCGCUCGCAGGUGCCUGUCAUCUACCAGUGGAGCCGGAGCAGCCAGAAGUUUGUCCUGCAGGGUUAGAUCCCCAACAUGGAGGAUGUGGUAACUGUGAAGCACUUCUGGAUCAAGGAGGAACUGUACCUGGCUAUGACACGCUAUAUCGGAGACUCCAAAGUUCUACGCUGGGGUGCCAAACAGUUUGCAGAAAUCCAGGCCUUGCCCUCACGAGGCUCCAUGAUUCUCCAGCCGUUCUCUUUCAAAGAACGUUCCUACCUGGCCCUGGGAAGCGACUACACCUUCUCACAGAUCUACCUAUGGGAUGAUGACAAGAAAGUCUUUGAGCACUUAGAGGUGUACAUCCAGGCGCCGCGCUCCUUCACUGUGGUUUCCACAGACUGCAGGGACUUCAUCUUGGCCUCUCCUCAGACAGAAAGAUACCAUUUCACAAUGACAAAUGGGGGCAAGGUCAAGAUGGUGGACAUUUGUAAAAUGAGGCUGGUAUUCUCCUAAAACUCCAGCUGACACUUCUGAAGGUGGAGAGAUCUCAAAUACCAUUUGAUCUGCUUGGAUGUACAGUGUAUAUUCUGGUUUAACAUCCCUUACUUAUGUUUUGUACUUAACAAAAGAUGAACCAGGACCUGAGAGAAUGAUCAUAUUACUAUUUUUGUUUUAGUCUCAUUUGGGGCAACUGAAGAUGUAACAGGCGUGGCGGCCACUUCCUUCAUUUCCUCGUACCCUGUGGUGAUGUACAGUAUGUUGCCUUACCAGCACUGGGGUUCUGGGUUCUGGUGGACCCUCAGUGCCUCCCUCUGGCUGUGAUGAGGUAUCACACGCCUUUGAUUUUUCCGUACAGGGAGCAUUUUGAAAGCACAAACCUUUCAGUAUCAUGGCCGAGGUCCCGGUUCUUAGAGCGUAGAUGUGUAGAUGCUAUGGAUUC
Molecule: messenger RNA, 1875 nt
Organism: Monopterus albus (swamp eel)
Lineage: Eukaryota; Metazoa; Chordata; Actinopteri; Synbranchiformes; Synbranchidae
Product: leucine-rich repeat LGI family member 2-like
Biological process (GO): inhibitory synapse assembly
Source: RefSeq, a predicted model, not a curated record